GGAGGGCCAGGUUCCGGGCCACACUUUGGUGGAUCCGGAGGCGGGCCGUCGCCCUUCGGUGGGCCACAGUUUUCGCCAGCCGGCGGUUCGCCCUUUCACGGAGGAGGAGGCGGCCCUGGAGGCCCUCCGGGACAUCACGGAGGUCCUCCGGGCGGUCACCAUCAUCCGCACGCUCAUAUGAUGGGUGGGCCGCCAGGGCCGCCUCCGGGUGCUCAUCAUAUGGCCCACGGAGGGCCGCCUGGCCCUGGAGUGCACCAUCAUCCGCAUCAUGGGAUGAUGCCGGGACCACCGCCGCCGGAUAGGAUGGACCAAGGACAAUUACCAGUACCUAGAAGGCAUACACCUUAUUUUGGACAACCCGAUUAUAGGAUAUACGAAUUGAACAAGAGGCUGCAGCAGAGAUCAGAGGAAAGUGACAACCUCUGGUGGGACUCCUUCGCGACCGAGUUCUUCGAGGACGACGCAUCCCUAACGCUCACCUUCUGCCUCGAAGACGGCCACAAACGCUACACGAUCGGACGAACGCUCAUCCCACGAUAUUUUCGAUCCAUUUUCGAAGGAGGCGUCACGGAAUUGUAUUAUAAUAUGAGACACACGAAGGAGUCUUUUCACAACACUAGCAUCACUCUGGACUGCGAACAGUGCACUAUGGUCACGCAUCACGGGAAGCCGAUGUUUACGAAAGUGUGCACGGAAGGCAGGCUGGUGCUGGAGUUCACGUUCGACGAUAUGAUGAGGAUCAAGUCGUGGCAUCUGAAUGUUAGAGCUCAUAGGGAAUUGAUACCGAGGUCGGUGCCUCCUCCUCCGGACGUUGGAGGAGUCCUAGAACAACUCACCAAGAACAUCACGAGGCAGGGGAUCACGAAUUCAACGUUGAAUUAUCUUAGGUUAUGUGUAAUAUUGGAACCAAUGCAAGAACUGAUGUCGAGGCACAAAGCUUACGCUUUGAGUCCCAGAGAUUGUUUGAAGACGACGUUAUUCCAGAAAUGGCAGAGGAUGGUUGCACCACCAGAGUCUCAGAGGCCUGCCAACAAGCGGCGGAAACGCAAAGGGUCAAGUUCAGGCGGCGGCGCAAACGCGGCGGGUGCUCCGCCCCCGGUGACGGGCGGCAAGAAGAGGUCUCCUGGUCCGAAUUUCUCGCUGGCGUCACAGGACGUGAUGGUAGUCGGCGAGCCUUCUCUGAUGGGCGGCGAAUUCGGUGACGAAGACGAGCGCCUCAUAACACGACUCGAGAACACCCAGUACGACGCCUCUUCAGCCGCCAGCGGAGGCCCCACGGUUGGAGACCCCGGAGGCCCUCCAGGCGGCCCGAGUGGCGGCCCUGGAGGCCCACCAGACCAACCUUCCUAUCACCACCAACAAGACGGAAGCGGAGGUGGAUCGUGGCCCCCGCCGCCUCCGGGGCCUCCGACAUCUUCUGGAGGCCCACAGGGUAACGGGGGGCUCGAUAAUGACAAGAAAUCGCCGGCGGUCUCGCAAUGAUCACGGAUUAAUAGCGAGUAUUAAUAAUUGUAAAUAAUAGUUGUAAUAUGAAAAUUGGGGAUAAUAAAAUUUUGACUUUGAUUCCGUUUGGUGCGCAGCUUAAUUUGGGAUGAUCGGUUGGAGGAAUAGACUAGUAGAUUAUUAACAAAAUUUAGUUGCAACGAUCUCUGAGUCUUUUACCAUGUGCAAUAGUGUGUCACCGACCCCAUCUCAAAUGUCUCCGCAGAUGCUGUGCAUCUCCAGUAUUAAUAAUAAACGAUUUGGGAAUCCUAAAGACUGUGUUUUUGCAUUAUUAAAUGUGUAUGUACAAUUGUUUAACGAUGACAUUUAGUGAAUUUAUUAAAAUUAAAAUAAUAUGUUAUUGCCGAGGGAACAUACGGAUGUGCAGCAGAAAGGUGUAAUUUAAAAUUAUUAGUUAUUAUUAUAAAUAUAUACAUAAAUAUAUAAAUAUUAAAAUAUUAAUAGGUAAUAAACGAACAGUGCUAUAGAUAUUU
Messenger RNA from Ctenocephalides felis (cat flea), 1976 nucleotides. It is a transcript of the gene Chi, whose product is annotated as LIM domain-binding protein 2. Gene Ontology annotation, biological process: negative regulation of transcription by RNA polymerase II; positive regulation of transcription by RNA polymerase II; nervous system development. Gene Ontology annotation, cellular component: nucleus; transcription regulator complex. The record is from RefSeq and is a predicted model, not a curated record. Bases 178 to 1482 code for a protein of 434 amino acids. Lineage: Eukaryota; Metazoa; Arthropoda; Insecta; Siphonaptera; Pulicidae. Gene Ontology annotation, molecular function: LIM domain binding. The transcript is spliced from 7 exons.